Messenger RNA from Adelges cooleyi (spruce gall adelgid), 1936 nucleotides. RefSeq names its product ATP-dependent DNA helicase Q1-like. The coding region runs from base 130 to 1914 and encodes 594 amino acids. Gene Ontology annotation, molecular function: nucleic acid binding; 3'-5' DNA helicase activity; ATP binding. The transcript has 12 exons. Gene Ontology annotation, cellular component: chromosome; cytoplasm. Gene Ontology annotation, biological process: double-strand break repair via homologous recombination. The record is from RefSeq and is a predicted model, not a curated record. NCBI's taxonomy places the organism in Eukaryota, Metazoa, Arthropoda, Insecta, Hemiptera, Adelgidae.
GAAAUUUAAAACUCAUUUUAAUUUGUUCAGAUUUAAACAUUACUUAUCUAAUAUUUAUUUUGAACAUUUUAAACUUUUCUUGUCUGUAAAAUUAAGUUAUAAAUAUUUAUAUACUCAAAUUUAAACAUAAUGAAUGCAAAAGACGAAAAAGAAAUAAAUCUAAUUGAACAAGAGUUAAAAGAGAUUAAUGCUAAAGUUUCCAAACUUCAAAACAGAAAGUCUGAAUUAAUAAAACGCAAAGAACAUUUAAAACAUUUGUCAUUUCAAAGGCAGACAGAUUCUAUUAGCGAUCAAAAUAAAUGGACUCACACAGAUUUUCCAUGGUACAACAAAGUACAAGAUACCUUAAAAAAUGUUUUUAAACUAGAAACAUUUAGAUCGCAACAGAUGGCUGCCAUAAAUAUAACAUUAUCAAAACACGAUGCUAUACUUAUUAUGCCCACUGGAGGGGGCAAGUCGCUGUGCUACCAAUUACCUGCUAUGGUCGACAAAGGAUUUACCCUUGUUGUAUCACCAAUGGUAUCACUUAUGGAAGAUCAGAUUAUUCAAAUGAAUAAACUUAAAAUCAACGCUAUGAUGAUUAGUUCUUACUCGACAAAAGAUGAAACAAAGUUACUUUUUCAAAUGAUGAUUGACAGCAAAUCGGGUUUAAAACUAGUGUAUUGUACUCCAGAAAGAAUUGCUAAAAGUAAAACGUUUAUGACCAAACUGCAAAAAGCGCACAGUCUUAAGCUUUUAUCUAGAAUAGCAGUUGACGAAGUACAUUGUUGUACAACGUGGGGACAUGACUUUCGUCCAGAUUACACACAUCUAACUAUUUUUAAACCAAUGUUUCCUGAUAUUCCCAUCUUGGGUCUUACUGCCACUGCAUCUUCAAAAGUUAUUACAGAUACACAAAAACUACUACAAGUUGAAGGAUGUGCAUUGUUAAAAGCAACAUUUAAUCGACCAAACUUGUAUUAUGAGGUAAGAUGGAAACCUGACAAUAAAGAAUGUGUAGAUGAGUUUGAAUCAUUACUUAAGAAUAAAUUCAAAAAUCAGUCUGGAAUAAUUUACACUACAUCAAUAAAAGACUGUGAAAGCUUGAGGCAAGAUUUGAGGGAACGAGGAUGUAAAGUUGGAGCAUAUCAUGCGCAGUUAGAUGGCAAUCUUAGAUCAAAAGUUCAUAACAAGUGGUUAAAUGGAGAAUAUCAAGUAGUUGUGGCUACUAUUGCGUUUGGAUUGGGCAUUGACAAACCUGAUGUUCGAUUUGUAAUACAUCAUGCGUUAUCAAAAUCUAUUGAAAACUUCUACCAGGAAAGUGGACGAGCAGGAAGGGAUGGCAAGCAUUCUACUUGUUUACUAUAUUAUAAAUUAAGUGAUGUAUUCAAAUUAAGUACUAUGGUGUUUACAACACAAACGGGGCUACCAAAUUUGUAUUCAAUUGUGAAAUUUUGUUUAAACCCAAAAGAUUGUAGACGCAAGCUAAUAGCUUCCCAUUUUGAUGAAUCUUGGGAGUCAACCGAUUGUAAUAAAAUGUGUGACCAUUGUUCUGCUGAAAAUUCUAUAAAAUGUAUUUGUAUUAAUAAAUACUGCAUAGAAGUGUAUAAAAUAUUAAAUUCAGCAUCAAACAAUGAUACAAAGUUCACUGCACAAAUGCUUCUAGACUCAUGGUAUGGAAAAGUUCAGAAAAAAAUAAAGUUGGUUGAUGUGAAGCCACCGACGUUUUCGAGAAUGCGAGCUGAAAUGAUCUUAGGUGAACUCUUAGUGCAAGAAUAUUUAGCAGAAGAUUUCCAUUAUACUCCUUAUUCAACUAUUUCAUAUAUAAAAAAAGGUCAAAAUUAUAGAAAAAUAUCUGCUGACAAUAAAAUAUUUAUGUAUGUAUCUUCUGGCCAAUCUAUUGAACCAGAUACCAAAAAAAUGAAAGUUGUUUGAUGAAAUAAAUACUUUUUUUUUU